AUGGCGCCUCUUGCUCAUGACCCUUCGGGUUUUCUCAUGGAGCCGCCGGAGGGACAGACGAGAACUCUUGUGAAUCCUCCGAGCAGUGGGAGCGGAGUUAUUCCUUGUGGUGUUACGACGACGAUCAUUGCUUCGAUUAUUGUUAUUCUGAGGGUUUUCACGAGGAGAUAUGUGGUUAAGAGUGUGUUGGGUGCUGAUGACUCUAGUCUCUGUUUCUCUUUCAUCUUUCUCGGCAUCUCCUUAACACUUACAGUUCUCAACCUUGGUGCUGGAAACCACAUGUGGGAUAUCCCAGUGGCCGAAUACGUUCCCAAGUUCUGGCAGACCAGCAUCGGAGCUACGCUCACAUACGCCACCAGCAUUAGUCUUGCCAAACUAUCUGUCCUUACCUUUUAUCUUCGAAUAUCUCCCGACAGAUUCGUCCGUCGAGCCGUCCAUGUCUUGAUGGCACUUGUCUGCUCGUACACUUUCGUUUACAUCUGCCUGGUCGUGUUCCGAUGCCAGCCUGUGUCUUCAGGAUGGGACCUCGCCAUCGAGGGAAAGUGUAUUGACAUGGAUGUUCUUGUUAUCUUCCUGGUAAUCUGCAGUGUUGUCAUCGACACCUUCGUUCUUCUUCUUCCGAUCCGCAUCGUUCAGCCUCUACAGAUCCCUACCCGUCAAAAGGUCUCACUCGCUGUUCUCUUCGCCACUGGAGGCUUCAUCAUCAUCGUCACAAUCAGGAGGGCUACAAUCACUCUUCCCAUCUUGGACGCACCCGAUUACACAUGGGCUCUUCCACGCCAACUCGUCUUGAGUUUCAUCGAAGUCAACACCAGCAUCGUCUGUGUUUCUAUCCCCGCCCUCAAGCCUUUUUGCGUGCGAUACAUUCCCUUCCUCAUCCAUCCUCGUCUUCGUUCGCAGGAGAAGAACUCAAAGAAGUCCAACUCGCAUAGUCAAGAGAAGCGCAAGAGUCACACUCUCGACAAUGAUUCAUAUGAGAUGCCCGAUAGACGUGACUUUGGCGAAGAGAACCCUCAAGAAGAUGAAGCACGUCUUUGUCCUACAAUACCAGAGCACAAUCCCGCUCUUGAGUCAGACGGAGCCAUGGAUACCGAGAGCCUUGACAGCUCAGCCGACCAAGUACCUCCAGUAGCCGCCAAGCCAAAGCCUGCUUUGGCCAGUUUCUCAACCAAGCGCAGUCAGAGCGUCAAUGGUAUUCAAGUCACCCGGGAAACAGUCAUUACCUACGGACCCAUAGAGUAA
Messenger RNA from Fusarium redolens, 1242 nucleotides. RefSeq lists its product as uncharacterized. The record is from RefSeq and is a predicted model, not a curated record. Bases 1 to 1242 code for a protein of 413 amino acids. Lineage: Eukaryota; Fungi; Ascomycota; Sordariomycetes; Hypocreales; Nectriaceae. The transcript has 3 exons.